AUGACCUGUCAGGCCUUCAGCACCACUGAUUCUUUCACUGCUCUGAGCGGAGACUCAGCUGCUCUGCCUCUGCUCAUGCACCAUACUGGAGCCUCUGACUGCUUGCCCGUCACCAGCUACACUAGCAGUAUGGUGCCUGCAGUCCCUUCAGGUCUCCCAUUGGUCCAGUCAUCCAAACGCUCUCACAUGCACCUGUCCACUUCUGCUCUGGGCAAUGCGUCAGCCAGCCUGCACUACCCAAUGCCCCCAUGUCACUACAGCAACCAGCAGACCACCUACGGCAUGAUGGCAGGAGCUCUGGCUCCACGCCUGUAUAAGUUCCCUGAGCACAGCUUGGGCGGAGGCUCUUGUGCUCUGACCCACAGCUUCCCCCCGCUUCCCCAGGCCCUGCUUACAGAUGAACCCACUCUAGGUGACUUCAAGCAGGAGCUGCGCAGGAAAAGCCGGCCACUGGAAGAGCCCCCAGAUAUGGACUCGCCACAGAUCCGUGAACUGGAGAAAUUUGCUAAUGACUUCAAGCUGAGGAGGAUCAAACUGGGUUAUACUCAGACCAAUGUGGGUGAAGCACUGGCGGCUGUGCACGGCUCUGAAUUCAGCCAAACCACCAUCUGCCGCUUUGAAAACCUACAACUCAGCUUCAAAAAUGCCUGCAAGCUCAAAUCCAUCCUGGCCAAGUGGCUGGAGGAGGCUGAGCAAGCCGGAGCUCUUUUUAAUGACAAGAUGGGCAUGCAGGAGCGUAAACGGAAACGGAGAACAACCAUCAGUCUUGGGUCUAAGGAAGCCUUAGAAAGAAAUUUUGUGGAGAAGAGCAAGCCCUCAUCUCAGGAGAUUGUGCGGAUGGCAGAGGGUCUUCAUCUGGAGAAGGAGGUGGUCCGUGUGUGGUUCUGUAACCGCAGGCAGCGGGAGAAAAGAGUCAAAACCAGCCUACACCACAGCUCAUUCAUGACCAAAGAGACUGUAGUCUGUAGACUCUGAAGAUCUAGAGUCUGUGUACUGUGUGAUUAUCCAUGGGCAAAACAGUUACUCUGGGACAUACAACACAGACCUUUAGCAGUCAGUGGGUUUACCGUACUGAUUCACCAGCUGAAGUGUGAAAGGGUAUUAAGUGGCCCCAAAAACUAUUUGGACACAGUUAAAUAUACUGUAUAUGAAUGCACUGUAUUUAAUAUAAAAUAUCAAACCAAGUGGCAUCUGCAAAUAAAUGAUGCUAGACCGUUUCUCUAAACUAACUUUCUGAUUAUUUUUAACUGGUCUCAAUUUAAUUAUAGUUGAUAUACAGGUUUGAAAUCAGUUCCCCUCAUGUUCACACAGGUGUUCAACCAAACAUGUAGUUCUUCACAUUAACUACGGUCAUGUUACUCUAAGAUUUGUCAACCAGGAAGUGUCCAAAUAAUUUUUAUCUUAAUUUGUAAAAGUAUAUCUAGUUUUAUCAUUUUAAAAACCAACAAGCUUCUUUUGUAAAAUGUUUUGCUUGAAAAACUGUACUCUUUAUGUCUUAAAAAAUGCCAAAUGAUUUGAUAUUUUGCUAUCAAAUGCAAUGGCAUGCAAUAUUUUUAAGUGUAGCUAAAAUCUCCAAAUACUUUUUAGGGCCACUCUAUCUUUCAACCUUUUUUUUAAAAAAAAGUAUUUUUUAUUUUAAUUUUUUUACUUUUUAUGGGUUAUUAAAGAUUGCAUUGCAACCCCCCAAAUCAUUUUUUAAACUUGUCAAAAGACAUCAAAACAAUGUUUUUUUAAUUUAUUUAUUUAUUUAUUUUAUUUUUUUACCAGACAUUCUGAGCCAAAUGAAAUGUUUAUGAAAGGUUCUAUCAGAGUCUUUCUAGCAAGUCAGUCCACUGUCGGCCAUCUUUGGAAUGCUCUCGGGAGGCUAUUUCCAGUCAUGACAGUGCAGCUCCUAUCUACUUGAACCGAAAUCUCAAAAAUGGUUGGUCAAGAUUACGAUCAAAGAACAUAUUUUAAAUCAGCAGUGAAAUCUGACAAUGCUGGUAUCAUAAAUUAUGGUUCUUUACCUCAUAUUACACAUACACUUAAUGCACAUGCGCAUUCUUGAGAUGAUUGACAGGCGAUGUCUGUAUCUAAAAGGUAAUUGACUCUUUUAACUGUAAGGUGGGACUUCCCUUCUACAUCCGUUGACCAUUGGGUGCGAGCUCCUUGGUUGGGCGUUCCAAUUUCUCCCAUUCAUUUUAAAAGAAGUGGCCCAUAUCUGCUAAAAAGUCUCUGGUUCUACUCAUUGAGAACAUUUCAACAUGCUUGUAAAGGCAAAAUAGCUUUUCGAUACUUGAGUAAAUGUAGUUUAUUAUUUAUUCUUUAUAAAUAUAUGUAAAGUACAUUUCAAUUAAAGUUUAAUGUAUUGGCUAAAUAUUAAUAUGCAAAUAUUCUAAAAAUAGCAGAAAACAGUAUCUUUGCACUGUAGAGUUUUGUAAGAGAAGCCAACAUUUUUUGUGA
Messenger RNA from Myxocyprinus asiaticus (Chinese sucker), 2442 nucleotides. RefSeq names its product pituitary-specific positive transcription factor 1-like. Bases 1 to 975 code for a protein of 324 amino acids. Gene Ontology annotation, molecular function: RNA polymerase II cis-regulatory region sequence-specific DNA binding; DNA-binding transcription factor activity, RNA polymerase II-specific. The transcript has 6 exons. Gene Ontology annotation, biological process: regulation of transcription by RNA polymerase II. The record is from RefSeq and is a predicted model, not a curated record. Lineage: Eukaryota; Metazoa; Chordata; Actinopteri; Cypriniformes; Catostomidae.